This is a messenger RNA of Pediculus humanus corporis (human body louse), 717 nucleotides long. RefSeq lists its product as uncharacterized. The record is from RefSeq and is a predicted model, not a curated record. NCBI's taxonomy places the organism in Eukaryota, Metazoa, Arthropoda, Insecta, Psocodea, Pediculidae. Bases 1 to 717 code for a protein of 238 amino acids. The transcript is spliced from 2 exons.
AUGUCCGAAAAAAAUAAACACGAAAUAAAAAGCAUGUUGAGAAUAAAAUCAUCGGAAAACGUUUUGUUAAACGAUGAUGAAAAUAUAAAUGAUAUUUACGUUAAAAAUGAACCGAAGCAAAAUAUUCAUUUAAAAUCCGACAUGAUUAUCGUAAAUAAAGUAAAUAAAAAUAAAAAAUUGCAUAAAAGAAAAAUGUUUUUAAAAAAAAAUUCAUCAGUUAUGUCAUCAUCAUUUGAUAAAAUACAUAGGAAAAUAAGGCGUAAAAAAAAUUGUAAAAGGAAAAGUUAUACGGUUAACGAAAAGAAACCUUUGAAUUAUAGCAAAAAAUUUCAAUUCAAAACAAAUUUCAGUUUAGAAAAAGUCGUUGAAGUACCAGAAAAGGGAAAAAGAGGACGUUUAGGUGGUAAAGCAAUGGAAAAACCACCACACGAGACAAAGAUGGAGAAUUUUGAAAGCGAUGAUGAAAGUGAUAAUGAAUACUAUUCGAGAAUAUCGUUGGGACAUUUUCAACAUUUGGGUAAUUACGACAAUGAAGCUUCAACUUCUAAUCAGAGUAAUCAAAAUUAUGUUACUAGUAUGUCAUUAGCAACGCUUGAAGAUCAUUCAAAUGAUAAUUCUGAAGAAAAAGAAUUGAAAGAGCUUCAAGAAUGGGGAAGAUCAUCAUCUUUGGUUUACUCUGUGGAAAUCAAUAAACAAUCAACCGAAAAAAAUUUUUAA